This is a messenger RNA of Electrophorus electricus (electric eel), 3508 nucleotides long. The record is from RefSeq and is a predicted model, not a curated record. Lineage: Eukaryota; Metazoa; Chordata; Actinopteri; Gymnotiformes; Gymnotidae.
GCAUUUCUGUGUGACCACCACAGCUGAGCCUACCACUUUAUCCCCUCAUGAGUCUCUGCAGUCAUGCCUCUGUUCCCAGAGUGAAUUAGAGAGAACGUUAAAAACCACAGACUGUGUUCGCACUUUUGUGUACAUGUAGGUGCUUUAUAGCAUUUUACCAAAUGGGAGGGUGACUCUUAUAAAUCAAAAUAGCAUAUUCUUGUCAACGUCACAAUGAUUAGGGAAUCGGCGAGUAGUUGUGACAGGUGUGUGUGUGUUUGUCUUAAGCAGUUGUAUAAAGUAAUAUAUAAAUAUGUUUUUCAUCUCGUAAGCAAGUUUACAUUUGCCUAAACAAUUAACUGUCUCUCUGUCUGUCUGUCUACAUGGCCAUGUCCCUCCCUUGUUAGUUACACUUGUCCCUCAUUAGAGUAUAUAUACAUGUGUAUAUAUAAGUCCUUCUGUGGUAGUCGUCACUUGUCGGUGUUCAACCCAGUGUGUGCUGCUUUAUUCAGCUCCCCUGAUGUCUUUAGAGUGCGUUAUUUGCUUUUGGCUCGUUUUCGAUGUGUUGUGCUUCACGUUUUACUAUCGCGUUUUGUUACGUGUCAAAAUAAAAGUCUGGUUUCGUUUGAACGCCACUGACUCUGCAUCCUGCCUCGCCUCCCAGCGUCACACUAUAGUUUAAACGUAGUGAACGUAUAGAACAUUUUGGUACAAAUGUCUUUCAUAAGCAGACGAUCAUGCCCAGUCUGCAUUUUUAAAAUGUUUAUGAAAAUGGAAAUCAAUAGACAGCAUCAGUUUAUCAAAUGUCUGAGGAGUCAUAGUGGCAUAUGCGGGUCACAGCAUUAUAAUCAAAAUGCUUUGUGACGGUGGUGCAUCUGUCAGCGCCAUUGAUAUGGAUGGCCAGUCUCCCUUGUUACUGGCAGCACGGAGAAGUCAUUCACGAGCAUGCCAGCAGCUGCUGCACUGUGGGGCUUCCAGCACUUCCCAAGACAAACAAAAUAAGACUGCGCUCAUCUUGGCCUGUGAGCACCCUUGUCGCGACGUAGUGGAGGUCUUGCUGAAGAAUAAGGCCGACGUUACUGCUGUGGACGUCCAUGGUCACGACCCUUACCACUAUGCUCGAUUAAGCGAGGACCAAGCCCUGAUCGCCAUGGUCGGACAAGCCUGGGAGACGGCAUGCCAGGCUAAAGAGGCUGACAAUACUGCACAGAAGAUACAGCUACAGAGGUCACUGUACACUGAAGCGCAGCCUCAUAUGAGGAAGUUGACUGCACAUGCUGCCAAAGCCUCAUCCUCUGGCAUCAACGGGGCCAGCACAGAAGUGUCGAAACAGGAAAACGGAUCAGCACACGAGUCGGCGAUAGAGCGUGGUAGCCUCUCCACAGAUGGAGCAGAGGAGAGGAGGAGUCCUCAUUUAGAGUCUGCGCAGGCUCAACACCCAGCAGCUCCUGUUUCACUCAGAUCAGCACUCAGACUGGCAAAGAUGCAAACUGGGGAGGUGGAGCCCUUGAGGCGGGAGCUGCAGGAGGCAUGGCGUCGGCAGGAGGCGGCCCAGGGGGAGGUGCUGAAGCUGGAGUCAGUUCUGGCCAGGCAGGUCCAUGACUAUGAGGCGCUAAAGCGGGACAGAGAGCUGGCCCUGCAGGAGGCUCACGGUCGGGCCUGGGAGUUGGAGGAGGCCCUGAGGGAGGUGCAGCGCAGGAUGGCGGGCUCGGAGGCCAGGGUACGGCAGAUGCAGGCCCACCUGGUGUCUGUGCGGGAGAACCUGGUGGAGGAUCUCAGAACGCAGCGGCACGAGGCCAGAGCCCACAGGGAGGCGACUGUGGCCAAGAUGGAGGAGGCCCGGGAGGAGCUCGGGCAGAGCCGCAGGGAGCUGGAGGAGCAGCGUGCACGGCGGGACGAGCUGCUGCAGGAAGUGCACAAACUCACCAAAGACCUGCAGAGGAGAGACGAGCACAGCGAGGCGCUGAAGGUGAGCCUGGCCACCGUGCAGGCCAAGAGAGCUGAAGUGGCGUGCAAGGAGGUACAAACCUCCUCAGAAUGGCAGCCUGCGUCUCCGAAGACCGCAGACCUCGCUAACGGGAUUCUCCGGCAGGAGGCAGUCAGGAAGGACUGCAUCAGCCUGGAGGAGCGCGAGGCGGCGAGGAGCUCUCUCGGCACAGCCCUCCGGCAGGCAGAGGCGCGCGCCACGGAGGCGCUGCGGCAGCAGCAGCGAGCUGAGGAGGAGAACCGAGACCUCCUCGCUGAGCUGCAGGAGCAGAAGGCCGAACUGGACGUCUUGCAGGAGGCGCUGCAGGCAAGAUUUGUGCCGGCGGCCCUGCUGGAGGAGAAGGAGAGGGAGCUGGCCCAGCUCAGGCUGAUCAUUAAAGAGAUGGAGAGCGAGCAGAGGGACCAACACGCUGGGGAGACCCCGAGGCAGUGGGAGGCAGGCAGGCGACCAGACACAGCUCAGUCUCACCCAGAACGAGUGGACAAUAAGGAUUCACAGGCUGCUGGAACCCCGCAGGACAGUACGAAGCCAACUAGCCAAACCAGUGAGUUCCCCAUUAGUGCCGAGUGCACUGAGUCCUCCGCCAGUGCUGGCCAGGAGAGAAUAUUGGCAGACCCUCCUGAAGGACAAGACAAGGGUCUGGAGGAUGUGGUGGAGGCACAGGGCCAAAGGGAGACUCAAAGCAGCUCAUCAGAGCCUCGCUGCCCCUGCCAUGCCACACAUUCUGACUGCGCCGCCCUACUGACACACAUUAACCGCCUGCAGCAACAACUAGAGAACUCCGGAAGCCGUUAUAGGCAGGUUCUUUCUAUGUAUCGUACACGUCUUCUGAGUGCAGCUCAGGGCUACAUGGAUGAGGAGGCCAGAGAGGCGCUGCUUCAGAUUGCCCAGAUCAGACAGGAGUGUGUGUAUUGAUCUAUGAGUGUGAGUGUGAGAGAGAUUUACAGACCAAUGCUGAUAAGGUCCUCUGGAUAAAUUUUUAAGCCAUAUGUGGAACAUCGCGCUGAACUUUUCUGUUUGAACAUCACACCUUCUAGAUUGUGGUCAUGGCCUAAUGUGGCCAGUAGUCGUUCAGAAACUUUAAUGUACUUUAAUUAUGAAAGUGUUUUAUAUACAUCCUGUCAUAAUACAUAAAUGUAUAGAACAAUUGUAAUUUUAAUAAUAUAUUUAGCCAUGGGUAUAAAUCAAUUUCUACUCUUGAUAAUAGUUUGGCAUAACUAAUGGAGGUUCUUUUAAAUGCCUUUGAUAACCUGCCUGUUUUUUUUUUUUUUAUUUGUUUGCGUGUUUUUAAAAAGCACGUGAUCCUUCAGCUCUGGCUCUGAAGUGUGGUUCAGGCUUCUGCAUCAAGAGACUGAUGGGAUUUGUCAUGUUUAUUUUUUUUUGUCUGACAUAGAAACUCUACUGCCCUCUUGUGGCUAGUGGUGAAAACCAGUUUGCUUUCUGUUAAGAUAAUUUACAUUACAUAGAGAAAUGCUUGUGGAUUUUAUAUAAAUGUCCUGCUGUAAAACUCACUUUCAUGAGCAAAUAAAGUCUCAAACCUGA